Acanthosepion pharaonis is the source of this 990-nucleotide messenger RNA. NCBI's taxonomy places the organism in Eukaryota, Metazoa, Mollusca, Cephalopoda, Sepiida, Sepiidae. The record is from the annotation of a GenBank genome assembly.
AUGCAUUUUAAACAUCAUUUUAUCACGAUAUAUAUUAUAUCUCUCUCUCUGUCUCUCUCUCUCUCUCUCUCUCUCUCUCUCUCUCUCUCUCUCUGUCUCUCUCUCUCUCUCUCACUCUCUCUCUCACGCACGCACACGUACGCACAAAGGCACAUUCGUUCGCAAACACUAACAAGCUACGGGCGCCUGGGGUCACCUCCGUCGUUGGGAGAGAUCAUCGCGUCUCACUGGACAGCUAUCGCCCGUCUCAAGCUGGGCAGCCCCCAGCCAAUAGGGUGCUGUCCCGCCACAGCUUGCCUGCUCUACUGGGUGGGUAUGUCUCAGGGACUGAUCCUCCUGAUCAAGCAAGCUGUAAAUCCCGCACCAAGCAGAAACGAGAGAAACACAAAGACCCCAGCUCUUCGAUUUACUAGCUGGAACGUCCGGACCAUGCGCCCUGGACUCGCAGAUGACAUCCAACAGAUCGACGAUCGUCGAAAGACCGCGGUCAUAAACAGGGAACUCUCAAGACUGGGCAUUGGCACCGACUGUCUGCAAGAGACUCGUCUGGCUGACAGCGGUUCCAUCAGAGAGGCCAACUACACCUUCUUCUGGGCUUGCCUCAGGAUGACCCAAGGCAACAUGGCGUUGGCUUCGCUGAACUCCAAUACUGAAGGAUUAUACCUACUAGGAGACUUCAGUGCUAGAGUGGGAGCCGACUGUGACACUUGGUUCUCCUGCCUCGGUCGUCAGGGCAUAGGCAAGAUGAAUGAGAAUGGACAGCGGCUGCUGGAACUGUUCGGCCACCACGGACUGUGCGUGACGAACACCUUCUUCAAGUGCAAAGAACGCCACAAAGUCUCUUGGAGACACCCCCGUUCUCGACACUGGCACCAGCUCGACCUUGUCAUCACCAGGCGUGAAGACCUAAGGAGCAUUCUUCACACUCGGGACUUCCACAGCGCAAAUUGCGACACGGACCACUCCCUGCAAAGUGAGACUGACAACUAA